AUGUCACCUUUCUCAGCAUGGACACCUGGACCAGGUCCCCUCUACACCAUCAUCACCUCUGCUUGGGAGACCCUCGGUGUACCCAAGGUACCUAUCCAGUACAAGACCUGGGUACCUGGAUCAUCCCCCCUCUCAACUCAAAAGGAGGUCGUAGCUGCCAUCGGUACUUACCUUCUCGUCAUCUUCGGUGGAAGAGAGCUCAUGAAGAAGAGACAACCUUUCAAGCUCACGGGUCCAUUCAGAUUCCACAACGUUUACCUCACUCUUGGUUCAGGUCUUCUCCUCGCGUUGAUGCUUGAAGAGAUCGUUCCCAUGUUCCUCAAACACGGUUUCUUCUGGUCAAUCUGUAACCCCACCGCUUUCACUCCUCGACUCGUUACCUACUACAUGAUCAACUACUACAUCAAAUACGUUGAGCUUAUCGACACUGUCUUCCUCGUUCUCAAGAAGAAACCUUUGGCCUUCCUCCACGUCUUCCACCAUGCUGCUACUGCCAUCUUGUGUUUCACUCAACUUGAAGGAGAGACCUCUGUUCAAUGGGUUGUCAUCACUCUCAACCUCCUCGUUCACGUGAUCAUGUACUACUACUACUACGCUACGGCUGGCGGUGCCAAGAUCUGGUGGAAGAAAUACCUCACCUCGAUGCAAAUCACUCAAUUCAUCAUCGACCUUUUCAUCGUCUACUUUGCCAGCACGUUUUUAUUCUCAUACCGUUUCGGGCACAACCAAUAUCCAAACUUACCUUUCCCAGUCUCACCUUCUACUUACAACCACUUUGCCACGAAAUACACUCCUUUCCCAGCUGUCGGUGAUUGUGCUGGAAGUGAGGGUGCGGCGCUCUUCGGUUGUGGUCUUCUGACUUCUUACCUCUUCUUGUUCAUUGCCUUCUACCGAGCCACUUACAAGAAAGGUGCCGCCGCCAAGAAAGCCGCUGCCAAUGGUAAAGCUGAUGUCAGAGGAUCAUCCAAAUCCAAAGUGAUCGUCCAGAACAAAAGAGGGACAACCGUAGUUACGGAAGUCCAAUAA
Messenger RNA from Kwoniella botswanensis, 1026 nucleotides. RefSeq lists its product as uncharacterized. Gene Ontology annotation, molecular function: fatty acid elongase activity. Gene Ontology annotation, cellular component: endoplasmic reticulum membrane. Lineage: Eukaryota; Fungi; Basidiomycota; Tremellomycetes; Tremellales; Cryptococcaceae. The record is from RefSeq and is a predicted model, not a curated record. The transcript is spliced from 11 exons. Bases 1 to 1026 code for a protein of 341 amino acids. Gene Ontology annotation, biological process: fatty acid elongation, monounsaturated fatty acid; fatty acid elongation, polyunsaturated fatty acid; sphingolipid biosynthetic process.